GCGCGAAUACGUUGACUGUGGUCUACGAGAUUUCCAGUGUUUUGGUAAUGGCGUUCGGCAAUAACAACAAUAAUAACGUUUGUGAUAUUGUGUAUUAUAGAUAUAGGUUCCUUUACGGAUCUUUAAUUUUCAUUUUUCAUGAUAAAUUGAUAUAGUAUAAUAAUAUGCAUAAUGCAUGAUAUGUGUAUCGCAAUCGUCUCGUCGUGUUCAGUCUGCUGGAAACUUGGAAGUUCUAUGUUAAAUGCGAAAUCAUAGCAAGUAGGUAUCAACGGAAGUAUCAUUAUUGUCUAUGGGUAACUUUGCCUUGAAGACAUCGAAAACUUCGCUGUCAUUGCCAUGAAUCUAUUCGUCGAUGGUAAAAGUUAAAAUUGUUGGAACCGCAAUUGAUCCAGUCAAAUUUCCAUCUGUUAUGGCCAUCCAUCGUUAAUCGACACAUUUGUGUGCUACCACUUGCAAACGACCGACAGUAUUAGCAGGUAAAAGAUGUGUUCUAAUAAAAAUACACCUAGAAUCAUGGUUUUCAGACCAACAUGGAGCGAAUUUCAAAAUUUUAGUAGCUACAUUGAGUUUAUGGAGUCGCAAGGAGCACAUAAGGCUGGUGUGGCAAAAGUUAUCCCACCACCUGAAUGGAUACCAAGAAAAAGAAGUUAUCAUGAAGAUGACAUUAUGAAUUUGAAAAUUCCAGCUCCCAUCUGUCAAGUUGUACAAGGUAAACAAGGUCUUUAUCAACAACUUAAUAUACAAAAAAAACCUAUGACAGUAGCAGAUUACAAAAUAAUGGCAGAGUCUGAUGAAUAUAAGACGCCUAGCCAUUUUGACUAUGGAGAUCUUGAAAGAAAAUACUGGAAAAAUAUUAUUUACAAAUCCCCACUCUAUGGUGCAGAUGUAUCAGGAUCUAUUACUGAUAAAGAUGUUAAUGUUUGGAAUAUUAACAAACUGGGUACUAUAUUGGAUUAUGUAAAUGAAGAUUAUGGUAUUAGUAUCGAAGGUGUCAAUACUGCUUACCUUUAUUUUGGUAUGUGGAAAACCUCUUUUGCAUGGCACACUGAAGACAUGGAUCUAUACAGUAUUAACUAUAUACACGAAGGAUAUCCAAAGACAUGGUAUGCAAUACCUCCAGAACAUGGUCGUCGCUUAGAAAGAUUGGCUACUGGUUUUUUUCAAUCUGAUGCUUCAGCAUGCCCUGCAUUUCUUAGGCAUAAAAUGACUGUUAUAUCCCCUCAUAUGUUAAAACAAUAUUCCAUACCAUUUAAUAAAAUAACACAAGAGCGCGGUGAAUUUAUGAUAACUUUCCCUUUUGGAUAUCAUGCGGGUUUUAAUCAUGGCUUUAAUAUGGCUGAAUCGACAAACUUUGCUUCACCCCGUUGGGUGGAGUAUGGGAAAAGAGCUUCACAGUGCCAUUGCCGACCAGAUUCAGUAAAGAUCAGUAUGGAUACAUUUGUUAAACGUUUACAACCUGAAAAAUAUGAACUAUGGCUUCAAGGAAAUGAUGUUGGUACUCAUCCAGAAGAUCCUUCUCGUACUUUAGCAGCACCCUUGCCUAGUGCAUGUGACUUAUUAUGUAAUAAAAACAACACUGGUAUUCCAAAACUUUAUAUCGAAGGUGGUAGAAAACGUCAUCCUGUCACACAUAAACUUUCAGAUUCAGAAUUGUCCAUUGAUAUGACACAUGAAAGUAAAGCUUUAGAUGCUGCUUUGGCAACAAGUAUUCAAGAGUUUGAUGUAAAGGAAUAUGAUGAUGAACUUAAUGAUGAACAAAGAGAAGUAAUGGAAGAUAUAUGGCUAAAAGCUGAUGAAAUGGAUGUAACUGAAGUAUCUUAUAAUAAUGGAAGAUCUAGACUUUUGAGUAAAAAACAUUCAAUCUUGGAAGAUAUAGAAUUUACAAGUGAUAGUGAUUAUUGUGAUAGUUCAGAAAAAAGAAGAUCCAAAAAAAGGAAGGCUAAAAAACGAUCAACCAAAAAGAAUCCAAAAUCUAAAAAAAAUAAAUCUUCUAAAUCAACUGAAAAAAUAAGUGUUGCUUCUAAUGAAUUAAUUAACGAUACAGAUUCAACAACCAUUAGCUUUAAAGGAAAUGAUGAUAGUAUUGAAAAAAUAAUAACUAUAACACCUAUAAAUACUGAAAGUCUGAAUUCUAAGAAUAUUAAUAGAACUACAGAAGAGUCUCGGGUGAAUCAAUAUCUCAAAAAAAGUAUUAUAAAUGAUAGUUUAUUGUCUAAAAAUGGUGACAGUGUUAAUAAUAACGGGCAUUCAAAUGUAGUUAUAUUAAAACCAUUAUUACCAAUUAAAUCAGAAAUGCCACAAAAUGCAUCUCUUACUAAUUUAACAACCCACAUCAAUAAGAAUAAUCAACCUUAUAUGCCAUCAGUAUUUAUGUCUCCAAAAAUAGAAAUAGUAGAUAGAAAAUCUACACAACAAUUAUAUCCACCGACUCUUGAACCAAUACAGAUUAAGGAUGAAGAAGAAUAUGCAAUUGAUGGUAUACCAAAUAAUAUAGGUGAUAUGGUAAACAAUUGUUGCUCAUUUGAGGUUGAGCAACUGUAUAAUGUGUUUAGAAGUAUGAAUGAACCAUAUUGUUCAUUAUGUAUGAUGUUUAAUCGUAAAAAGUUAACUUUCAAUUUGGAUUGGCGAACCAAAGCGAAAUCUUUCAUGAAUCCAAAGUUACCCAACUUACAGAGCCCUAGCAAAGCAAUAUUUAAACAUGCGCUUUGUGGCAGUGAAAAAGUUUAUAGGGCAGAUCUCAUAAGAUGUGAAAAAUGUUAUUUGACUGUUCAUAAAGUGUGUUAUGGCAUUAAUGUAAACACAAGUAAACAUUGGUUGUGUGAUCGAUGCAUGAAAAAUGCUAUGCUUGCUGGUUGUGCGUAUUGUCCAUUAAAAGGUGGGGCUCUUAAAGAAUUUAAAUCUAAUGGAUGGUCACAUGUUGAAUGUCAUCUGUUUGUGCACGGUAGUAGUCCAUUAACUAUCAAUACUUUUUCGACAGAUUUUUCAACUAAUCAAAAGUGCGUAAUAUGCAAUUUAUCAUCUGGCAAUUGUUUUCGUUGUUCUGAAGGCAGUUGUGAUGCUUGGUUUCAUAUUUCUUGUGGAAUAUUUGCUGGAUUUGAUUUUCGAGCUGAAAGAAACAGCAAGCAUAUUUUAAUCCAUUGUAAUAAUCAUUUAAAUAUUCCAAAUAAACAAAAGAUAAUUCAUAUAAACCAAAAAGUAUGGGUUAGACACUGGCAGCAUAAUAGGAUCUCUGAAUGUCGAAUUGUCAAUAUCGAUAAAACUCCUUUAUGCGUUGUAAAAUUCAGUGAUGGUACAAUAUCAGACAGUAUUACAUUAAAAGAAAUAAAGAACAAUACAAAUGAUCUUCCAGCCAUUAACAAAGAAAUAAAUUUAGAAUCGGGUGACAAAGGUUUAUUCCUUGGAUUGAAUUAUAAACCUACAUAUUCAGUUAUGUAUAGUGAUGGUACAUGUGGUCGUAUACAUCCUAGUGACAUAUACAGUAAUGAUGAACAUCUUAUGAGACGCUUGAAACUGCAAGCUAAACGUGGGUUAGAUAAAUAUGAAAGAGAAAAUAAAAUAAUUAAUGUUUUAUAAGUAUGUUCUAUAUCAUAGUUACUUAACUAUUUAAUUUUAAGGACUCAUUUUUUAUGAAAAUAAAAUAUUUCCUAAAUUAUAAAUUAUUUUAACUGGUGUUAAAAUAUUAAAAAAUAAAAAUUAUAGCUAAUAUUAAUUUUAUUUUUUUUUUUGUAAAAAAUUAACUUGUUUGUGAUAAAACUUAAAUUAAAUUAUUUAUUUUCAUUUUCACGCAAUUUAGAUUUAUAAUUAAUAUUUUUAACAUUUAAAUUAAUUGUCUUGUUUUGUUCAUUAUGUUUUUUUCUUUUUAAUCAUAUUUUGAUAAUAAGAUCCCUGCAGUUUUUCGUCCUAUAACAUUUGUUUAUUUUAUUUUAAAUUGGUGAUAUUUGUCUUUUUAAUAUUGUCAUAACUAAUAAUAUUAACUUUUAUUAAAAAUUACAUCAAGUGUUUUUUUUAUUAACUUAAUAUUUCUAAGGAAAACUAAUAGUUUAGUUUGACCAUAAUGUACAGCUUUAUAAUUGUUCUAUCAAUGUUUGUAUAUUGUAUUAAUUUAAAAUGUUACUCUUAACUGUUUAUGUAAUAUGUUGCACAAUAAUGUUUCUGUAUAUUUUAAGGUAAAUUUAUUUAUUUUUGUUUAAUAAUAUAAUGAGUUUCCAUAUGAUCUCACUAUCUCAGGAGAUAUAUAUUAUAUGUUUAAAAUUUGUUAGCUAUGUUAAUAUGUUUAUAUGAACCAGUAUACUCAUAUUACUCAAGAAUUAUACUUGGCUUGAGUGAUGGUUAGAAAAUCAAUAUCAUUAUUAAUUAUUCUAUUUAUAGACAUAAGAUAAAAUUAUAUAUUAUUGAUUUUGUUUUGUAAA
Molecule: messenger RNA, 4409 nt
Organism: Aphis gossypii (cotton aphid)
Lineage: Eukaryota; Metazoa; Arthropoda; Insecta; Hemiptera; Aphididae
Product: lysine-specific demethylase 4C-like
Exons: 16
Coding region: 484-3573 (1029 amino acids)
Biological process (GO): chromatin remodeling
Cellular component (GO): nucleus
Molecular function (GO): histone H3K9 demethylase activity; histone H3K36 demethylase activity
Source: RefSeq, a predicted model, not a curated record